AUGGGAGAUUUGCAGGAAGAUGUGAAGUUUAUAGUGGAUGAGACCUUGGACUUUGGAGGGCUGUCACCAUCGGACAGUCGUGAGGAGGAAGACAUAGCAGUGUUGGUGAUUCCGGAGAAACCCCUCCGACGAGGCCUCUCCCACCGAAGUGACCCAAAUACAUUGGCCCCCACCCCCCAGGGUGUGAGGUUCAGCUUAGGCCGCCUGAGCCCAGAGAAGCUGGAGGAGAUCCUCCAUGAGGCCAACAGGUUGGCAGCGCAGCUGGAGCAGUGUGCUCUACAGGAUCGGGAGAGGCCGGGCGAGGGCGCAGGGUCUCGCAGAAUGAAGCCCAGCCCUCGGCGGGAGACCUUUGUGCUGAAGGACAGUCCUGUCCGAGACCUGCUGCCCACUGUGAGCUCUUUGGCUCGGAGCACCCCCUCUCCAAGCAGCCACACACCCCGACUCCGGAGCAGCGAUAAGAAGGGGUCAGUCAAGGCUUUUCGGACAACGUCUGGAAAGAGGUCCUCCAGUGUGAAGAGGGAGUCGCCCACUUGCAAUCUGUUCUCCACAUGUAAAAGCCCAGCAUCUUCUCCUCUGACCCGAUCGACUCCUCCGACCAGGGGAAAAGCUGGGCCCAGUGGGAGAGCAACAACAAGCCCACCUGUCCCCGUCAGACCAGCCUUGGCCCCACAGCCUUCUACCAGCAACUCUCAGCGCCUGUCUCGGCCACAGGGAGCAGCUGCUAAACCUUCCAGCCGACUGCCCGUCCUCUCGGCCAUCCCCAAGCCAGCCAGCCGAGUGCCACUCACCAGCCGGAGUGUACCACCCAGCAAAGGUGCCCUAGCUCCAGAUUCAGUGUCAAUUCGGAAAGGACUUCCAAGACCAAGUGCUGCAGGGCACAGAGGUAAGGAAGAAUCCCAUCAAGUUCCUGUUUCCCAGCGACCAAAUCUUCCUGGUGCCACUCGCAGCAAUCUGCAGCUCCCCAGGAAAGUUGCAGUCCCAGGACCUACCAGGUAA
Molecule: messenger RNA, 996 nt
Organism: Pteronotus mesoamericanus
Lineage: Eukaryota; Metazoa; Chordata; Mammalia; Chiroptera; Mormoopidae
Gene: PSRC1
Product: proline and serine rich coiled-coil 1
Exons: 7
Coding region: 1-996 (331 amino acids)
Biological process (GO): mitotic metaphase chromosome alignment
Cellular component (GO): spindle pole; microtubule cytoskeleton; spindle microtubule
Molecular function (GO): microtubule binding
Source: RefSeq, a predicted model, not a curated record